UUUACUCACGUCUUGCGUCAACUCAAAAUCGAAGUAGAUUUCUCCAGGCGUACACUCUUUAUUUUAUGCAUUGCAAUAAACAUUUUGUACAUAAAUUCUUUAACAUGGCCUGCUUAAAACCACGGGAGCUUGCAGCUGUAAAGGAAUCUCCUUAAGGAAUACCUCUUAUGGGAUCGAAAUCUACGCCUCUUUCAGCCAAGAUAACGUUAUUGCAUCUAUUAGCAAAACUUGCUAGCUAAGAAGCUAGCGCUAGCACUACCCUACCGUCGAGCUAGCUAUGCAUUAGCACUUUAGCCUAGCUCGCUAACCAGUGACAACUGACAAAGGGCACGGAUGAUGUGAUCCUGAACAUGCUGGAGUGAAAAACAAAGCUUUUCCUGUUUUUGUCAUUACCAACUACAAUUGAUACACACUUUAAGUCUCACUUUAUAAGAAAAAUCCGUACAGCAUCCCUGUCUGCAGUUCCUUCUGCACUUGAACCAUGUGAGGGCCCCUCGGUCCAGCCUGAGGGGAUCCCAGGACUGUGGUUACAAAUACGACCCCGCUGUGCGGGGUGGGACUGAUCCUGUCUGUGUCUGAGAGAGCAGUCUUUCCAGUGCCCCGAUCCACAUAUUCCCGUUCUCCUUACCAAGGAGACACGCCAUGAUGUUCCGAGACCAGGUAGGUAUCCUCACAGAUUGGUUCAAGGGCUGGAAUGAGUGUGAACAGACGGUGGCACUGUUGUCCCUCCUGAAGAGGGUGUCCCGCACCCAGGCUCGCUUCUUACACAUCUGCCUUGAACACUGGCUGGCAGACUGCACAGAGAUCCACAUCCUUGAAGCUGAGGCCAACAAUGCAGCAAUUGUCAGCCAGUGGCAUCAGGAGCCAAAGGAGAAAGUUGUGUCCUUGCUGCUGUCCCAUCUGCCUCUGCUGCAGCCACGCAACAGCGAGGCCAAAUGUGAGUACAUGAAGCUGCUGCAGAAGGUCUUGAGUCACACUAUUGAGAGUAGCCUGUUUGUUGAAGAAAGCAGGCAGCUGCUGUCCUACGCGCUCAUCCACCCUGCCACCACACUGGAUGACCGCACCUCUCUGGCCAUGUGGCUAAACCACCUGGAGGAGCACCUAUCCAGUGGCUACACGCCACGGGCCCCAUCUAGCCCAUACCACCCGCGCCAGGGCUCAGAUGAAUGGCCCAGCUCUGCUGAAGCUCUGGACCCUGGCCACGCCUGGCACGACCAGUCCCCCUCAUCGAGCACGUCUCCUGCAGGCCAGAACGGACACAUGUCUUUCCCAGGUGGGAUGUCCUCUCCCAUCAACAGCAACAACACAGGUCUGUGUGGGCAGAUGCAGCCCAGCCCUCUGAAGAAGUCCAUGUCCGUUAUUCCUUCCUGUCCCCAGGCUUGUGGCUCUGAAUGGGUUAGCCAGGAUGACAUAGGGGGCCGGCAGAACUUCAUUCUAACAGACCACGCACCCCUUUCACCCCAGAGUAGCGUCGCCUCCUCAGGCAGUGAGCAGACGGAAGAACAGGGCUCUGCUCGCAACACCUUCCAGGAGGAUGGUAGUGGCAUGAAAGAUGUUCCCGCAUGGUUAAAGAGUCUCCGCCUUCAUAAAUAUGCAACACUUUUCUCCCAGAUGACCUAUGAGGAGAUGAUGAUUCUCACAGAGCAACACUUGGAGUCACAGAACGUCACUAAAGGAGCACGGCAUAAGAUCGCCUUGAGCAUCCAGAAACUGCGAGAGAGGCAGAGUGUGCUCAAGUCUUUAGAAAAGGAUAUUUUGGAAGGGGGAAACCUGCGUAAUGCCCUUCAAGAAUUGCAACAGAUCAUCAUCACCCCCAUCAAGGCCUACAGUCCAGCCAGUGCAGCACAGACUGCUCUUGACACGGCCGCCGCCUCGGACACAGCCACCCCCCCUUCAGAAGUUACAAAAACAGGAACAGACAAGGACCCGGCCUCAGAGGGCUUCCAGUCCCAUAACCCACCUCCCUGUGAUGGAGACUCCUCAGCCACACCCAUCUCAGACGGCGACAUUGCUGGACAAUUCACCCGUGUCAUGGGUAAAGUGUGCACCCAGCUGCUGGUGUCAAGGCCAGAUGAGGAGAAUAUCAGCUGUUACCUACAGCUCAUUGAGAAGUGUCUGACACAUGAGGCUUUUACAGAAACUCACAAGAAAAGGCUGGUCUCCUGGAAGCAGCAGGUCCUCAAACUGCUACGCCUGUUCCCUCGGAAAGCUAUGCUGGACAUGCCUGUGUACAGACAGAAAGGCUGGACCUAUGGGUCCAACUCCCUCCCCACAGCAGGCUCUGUGAGUGGAGUUGUAGGGCGGCGGGGACAAAGGCAGUUCCAGAUGACUACUCGUGGUCUCCCAGCCGGGCGCAUUGGCCUUCUGAGUCCCGGCGGGAUCGGGGGAGCGUCUUCACGCCACACACUUACUAGUCCUGCGCUUGCAGGCCAGGGUAGACAGAACCUGUGGUUUGCCAACCCUGGCGGCAGUAACAGCAUGCCAAGUCAGAGCCGCAGCUCGGUGCAGCGGACCCACUCACUCCCUGUCCACACUUCCCCACAAACCAUGCUCAUGUUCCAGCAGCAAGAAUGCCAAGUUCCAGGCGCUGACCUGGAGAUCAACCCCACGCUGGAGUCACUGUGCCUCAGUAUGACAGAGCAUGCCUUAGGGGAUGGAACAGACCGGACAUCAACAAUAUGAAAAGAAGAAAGGAAAAAUACACUUCAUUUGAGGCCUGUUUAACUCCUCUUCACCCAGCACAAAGAUAUACGUAUGCUUAAGAAAACCAGGCAAAGCAGUCACUACAAAAUGACAAAAAAACUGUGUAUAUGUUCUCUAAUAUUUUUGUACUUUAUUAUAUACAACUAAGUUUAUUAAAAAUGGAAUACAGAUGAUUAUUAUAUUGCAGGACAGAGAAAAAGACAAGGCAAACUGCUCCAUGUCACCUGCAGGACUGUGACAUGAUGUGCAGAGGCUCAGUUUGCCGUGGUCUGAGAGAAAAACGGUGGAUUGGUGCUGUCUUAAAGGGCUCGGGCCCUACAAGUUACUCUUCUUUUCCUCCUGCCUUGGAGCAAGGCUUCUUUCCAGAACACACAGACAGCCACAGCCCCUGCAACACAUAAUGUGUAGAUUCAGAAAAUGUCCACCCAAAAGUGAGGCACUUUUAAUAAAUGAUCUCUGAUAUUAGCCACUAAACUGUAAUUGGCCCUAGGAUGCCCUCACAGAGGUUCCACUUGUAGACAGGUAUUAAUAAAGUAACACCAAUACACUUCCUAGCCAACCCAAUUGUUCUAUAAGCAGUGCUAGUGAGGGCCUGUGUUGGUUGAACAUUUGAAAGCUUUCUUUGGUUUGUUUUUUUUAAAUCCACAUUAGAGUACAAGUUUUUGUGGCAAAAGGAGGACCAAAAGGAUUGAGGAAAAGCUUGUAACAAACCACAGGCAUUCUCUGUGUCUUGGUCGCUUUCCCUUAACACAUCAAAGCAGAAGUGACUGUCCUCCUGUAAACGUCUACAAAGCCAAAGAGAAGGGUUGUGCGAUUGUUAAUUUCAGAUGGAUAUUUGUAGUGAAAUCUUUUUUUUUUUUUUUAAGAACAGCAGACUGAAUAAUUUAUGCCAGCUGCAAUUUGUCCCUGUUAUUUUAUGUCCUACUAGCUACAUAAAUGAUGAUGAAUCUCAUUUUGUGCCAAGGAAUCCCCAGAGGGGUGAACAAGGGCUGGUGAGGUUUGUACUGUGUGCAAGCUGAUUUGAUAUUGAAUUGAUAAAAGCGAGGAGAGUAGAGUGUUUUCAAUUUACACUUUAAUGCUGGGUGAGAAAACUAAAUGAAACCCAUCUCAGCCCUCUGGCCUCCUUAUGAUUGGCUUUGGAAAAUGAAGCUUGAUCUUGUAAUAAAUGCUUGAGAGCGCAGCCUCACCCUCGCGGUGCCCUCAUCCUCAAACGGCCAACGUGAUGAUUUGAUGAAUCAUACUUUUCAAGGUGCUUGACAAUGUCCAUAUUUUCUGUUAGUGUUUCAAUGUGUUUCAGUCUCAGAACCCUAACAUCAUCAUGUGGUAUCAGUGUUGAAUCAAAAACCUGUUUUAUACAGCCUCUGUCUUUGAAUGUGGCAGAGCGGAGGUGCAUGUAUGUGUAAUAUGGUCUUAACCUUUGGAUCACUUUUGGUUGCAUCAUAAGGCAGGGAUAACCAUUCACGUUUUCUUUCAGCAGAGCCAUAGGAGGUCUGUUUAGUAAAGAUGGUUAUUUACAGAUAUCUUUUCCAAUUGUAUUUUUUACUCUCCCUCGAUAUUGAUAACUUAUGCUUAUUUUCUAUAAUCGCAUGUUUUGCCACACUAAUACAGCACUGUUGUAGAUAGAGGACAUGGUGGUUGAUGGUGCCCAGAGUCACCAACGACUAGAGAGCAGAAAUCGUGCGACUCAUCAUGUAUGUUUAUACCGCCUAAAUGUCACUGUUUACAUCUCUCUUGAAUAACGCCCAAUUCAUCUUAUGCGAUGUCACAAAUACUCCAUUGUCUCACUAUGUAACGCAUUAAAGAACUGAAGCCUUCUCGCACAUGAGCUGGCUUGGUAGAGCCUAAAAACAAAAGCUUUCUACUCCCUAAUCCAUGGACUCUGUGUGAGUCUCUGUAUGAGACGUGUAAUGCCUGUUUUUCUAGUUAUGCGGUGAUGAGAGAACAGCUUUCCUGGCUAUGUGUUUGAACCGUUAGCUGUCAUGUCCUGAUAAACUGUUCAUGUGGUGCCUGAAAUGCACAGCUCCAGCAUCUUCAAUAUGUUGAUUUAAUGGUCUUCAGUAGUAUUCUAGUCAUGGAUUUCUUCAGAGCAGGCUCUUGGAUAGAUCGGACUUACUAAAAGCAUAACACUCAUACCCACAAAGGAUUUAUGUGAGUUAACAAUGCUGAUAACUUUAAGACUUGGCUAUCUUAUUUUUUAACCAUUCACUAUACUGUAUAUCAAUGUGUUAUGUUACAAAUGGCUCAGAUGAUCCUUUUCAUAGCCUCUGUAGCUUUAAACAGACUACAUAUUAAUGUGAAUGGACACAGAGGUACAGUGCAUCCGAUUUCUACAAGUGUCUGUGCAUAAUGAAGAUGCAGCAGGGGAUGACAAUGCUUAUCUGAGCCACAAAUUAUGUGAUUAUGAGUAAACAGAACACUAUAACAGGCCAAGGAAUAUGUUUACUCCAUGUUUACAUUCCAGUGAUGCAUGAAACGAGUUGGGAAAUGCACUUCACAUGUUAAGCCUGGUGUAUGUUCACAUACCAAGCAUCCACUAGGAGGUACAGAGCCUGUGUCUUAUGAAGAUGUCUACCAAGUGGUCCCAAGAUCAUGUUAAUGUCCCUGCCAGGCUAAAUUAUUAAAUUAAUGCAGCCAGCUGUAGGCUGUUUUACAUAUAUUUGUCUUGUACAAUUUAUAUUUAAUUCUGAUAACUCCCUGGACAUUUUCUAAUAUUUUAUGAACCUUUUGCAUCCCAUGCUUACUCUACUUUUUUACUGUCACUCAUAAUGUGUGAAUGGUCUGAAGUGCAGAAUUCGUCGGAUCAUUGACAGUCCAAAUAAAGAGGUUCGGUUCUUUUGCAA
Molecule: messenger RNA, 5543 nt
Organism: Etheostoma cragini (Arkansas darter)
Lineage: Eukaryota; Metazoa; Chordata; Actinopteri; Perciformes; Percidae
Product: protein Smaug homolog 2
Exons: 13
Coding region: 643-2682 (679 amino acids)
Biological process (GO): regulation of mRNA stability; nuclear-transcribed mRNA poly(A) tail shortening; negative regulation of translation
Cellular component (GO): P-body
Molecular function (GO): translation repressor activity; mRNA binding; protein binding
Source: RefSeq, a predicted model, not a curated record